CAGCAAAGAUGCCACACACCGAGCCUGUCACCGGGCCAGAGAAGACGGUCCCAUUGAGUUUAUGGCAGGAAGUAGAAAAUCAGGUCAACAUCCCCGCACUUCCUUCAUCACAGAUCAAUAGAUACAAGACUGUUUUUGCUCUAUUUUGUGCCGUCAUGUGGGUAAACAACUAAGUCAGCAGCUGCGCUGUGGCUACAAAGCUGGAACAUGACACUCAAAUAUUAAAAGAAAGAGAAAACAGAACAACACGCUUUCACCUGUUACUUGAAACCAGUCCCUAAAGUGACUUUUAAGUUUGUGUUUUUAAUGAAACGACAGAACCAGUGCUUCUGUGCUCUCUACUACACACACACUGUGCCAAGUUCCUCUUUCACGUUCUAUGAAAUCACAUCAGUGGGUACGUGAAUACACAAGACCGCAGCUAUUGCAACCUUGAAAGACAAGAAAGCGCUUGGCUUUUAAUCCUGUGGUGGCAUGAAGCACAACCAGAAUAUGAAUCCUUGUGUAAAUGUGUUUGUUUUCAUGCUGCAGACAAGCCGGGGAACAAGGCUGAAGAUGCAUCACAAAGACUGUUUUGUCCUUUUUCAAAAAAACAACAAAGACAUUAAAGUCACUGCCUAUAAUGACAUCACGCGGCUAUUAAAUGUUGAGCAGCUCAGACGAAUGAACGUCUUCUCUCUUUUGGGAGGCACAUGACAGCAGGACCGCGACGUGACGUUGACAUCGUCGUCAGAAGUUAUAUCCCCCCUUUUUUUUGUGGACAAUAUACGUAAACGACUGUGGCACAGACUGGCAGACAGAGGGAGGGCAGUCGCCAUAAGCCUGCGUACAAAUUUCAAACAUUCCUCAGAUUCUGCAUGCAACUGGUGGCACAUUUGCGUCAAUGGAGCUUCAAGUGGAUUGGGUAGGAGGUGGCUGGUAUUUUUUUAAAUAGAGCGGGGACAGCCAAGCAGUCACUGACUGCAUCACUACAUCAGUUUGUUGCGUCUUCUCUGGGUUACAUGCCAAGUCCCCCUACACACACACACACACACAGGACAGAUGUAGUCUCAUGACCAAUACAAUCACUUUGAAACUAAAGGUGGAACCGGUACAACAUGCCUGGGGACAAAGUUCUCUCUCCAUACCGUGUCUGCGUGUGUGUGCACGCGCGUGGAUGUAACUUCUUCAAACAAUAACAAGGCUUCACACUGGUGGAGAAGACACUAAAUCCUGCACAUCCACGAUGAAGCCCGGUGCUGGAUGAGAUGACCAGCUGACAAACUUGCUCAUCUGGACUCCCACCACAUGAGCACACUUUUGCGUCACCGACGGAGGAUUUCUAGGAAAAUGAAGCCACUUUUUGAAGAACCACUGUAGUUAAUAUGAUUUAGUGAACACACAUGCACAACUGGAUGGGAACAGUGAGGACAGUGAAGCCUUGACGCCAAACAGUGACCCACAUUCAUUACAGGAGAGGAAAAAGAAGAAACUACCAUCUUAUGAUCUCUGAACUGUGCAUGAAAAUGAUCACAGGAGGCCAUUUGGAGAGCAACAACAACAAAUACAGGACAGGUGUUUUACAGCCACUCUUGAUGUGAGUCCCCUGCACGACUACUCUGCUGCUGCUGCUGCUGCUGCUACUUGCUGCCGCUGUGUGAGUUCACGCAGUAGUGCCGAAGUUGUGGCGGCGCGCUAUCGCGAGACUUGGGCCAUUAUCAACCUGCUUGACACACAGCAGCAGCAGCAGCGCUGAGUGCAGCCUGCUUUGCCAGGGUCGGACUGGAGCUCAAGAAACGGCGAGGAGAGAAGCGAACAUCUGGACGCACAUCAUGAAAGGAAAGCCGAGCUUGUAGAGAAGGGGCCGAGAAAACGGACGACGAUAACGGGCGGAAGUGAAUGUUAUGAAGGAAGAAUGGAGUUCCCGGACCAUAGCCGCCAGUUGCUGCAGUGUCUGAGUCAGCAGCGUCACCAAGGUUUCCUCUGUGACUGCACUGUUCUCGUCGGAGAGGCUCGAUUCAAAGCGCACAGAGCCGUGCUGGCCUCCUGCAGCAUGUACUUCCAUCUCUUCUACAGGGACCAGCUGGACAAAAGGGACGUUGUGCAUCUCAACAGUGACAUUGUGACAGCCCCUGCUUUCAGUCUGCUCCUUGAAUUUAUGUAUGAGGGGAAGCUGGAAUUCAGCACUCUGCCAGUGGAGGAUGUCCUGGCAGCGGCCAGUUACCUCCACAUGUAUGAUAUAGUGAAAGUGUGCAAAGGCAAGCUUAAGGAUAAGGAACUUUCCUCCCUGGAUGAAAAGCUGAGCGAGAGUUUUGGACUCGGCUGCCUGGACAGGGAGAAUUCCUCAGACGGGGAGCUGCACAGUAAGCAGCUCAUCCGGCGACUGCCCCAGACUCAGUCUCCGGGGCUGCACAGGCCCCUCCCUGCAGAAGACUUUGACAUGGACAACAGCGAAGUCGGACUGGCUGUCACAGACUGUGAUAGGUCUACAAGGAGCAGGCAGAAGGCGAACGGUCACUCUGGCAGGUCCCCGGACCUUGUAAGUGUCAAUUAUGUGUCAGCAGAGGCCGAGCCCUGCGUCCAAACAGCUGGAAAAACAAAAGCUGAUGUCAGUAGUUCCACCGUAUCACUGUCCCAGAGGUCCCGGGCUUCAGAUGACAUGGACUGUGCACUGGAUUUGUCUUUCAAGCCUCUGUCUAGCAGAGAUCCCUUACACCCCUCCUACGUGGCGGGACAGCUGGCCCUCGACAGCCAGCAGCAGGGCAUUGAGCCACUUGUUAAAGAGGAACACGACUUGCUGUCAGAGCAGGAGGACAGUGAGCCGACGAGCCCUGAGAGCCAGCGCUUUGGGAAUAGUGCCAGGGGCUCGGUGGUGACAGGGUUCGCUGCCCUCUUCCCAGGCAACAACGGCUCCACAGCCGCCCUGCUCUCCCAGGAGGAGGACCUGAUGGACGAGGAGGGGGAGGCCUGCCGAGGGAGGGAGGGCGCUGCUGGCAGGGAGUUGGAGGAGAGGAGGAGCAGGCUGCUGGGGGACAGCGAGGAGGAGGAGGAGGACGACCUGGCCUCCUCGGACAUCUCCACCUCCAGCGGGGUGCUCCUGCCGCCGGGGCAACAGGUGUGCGUGUGCCCACUCUGCAGCAAAGUCUUCCCCAGCCCCCACGUGCUGCAGCUGCACCUCAGCUCCCACUUCCGCGAGAAGGAGGGCGCUCGCUCCAAGCUGUCCCCCGACGGCUCGGUGCCCACGUGCGUGCAGUGCAACAAGACCUUCUCCUGCAUGUACACGCUGAAGCGGCACGAGCGCACACACUCGGGCGAGAAGCCGUUCACCUGUGGCCAGUGCGGCAAGAGCUUCCAGUACUCCCAUAACUUGAGUCGGCACGCCGUCGUCCACACGCGCGAGAAGCCUCACGCGUGUAAGUGGUGCGAGCGGCGCUUCACUCAGUCCGGGGACCUGUACCGCCACAUCAGGAAGUUUCACUGUGGCCUCGUCAAGACUCUCUCCAUUGGAUAAAAGCGCUCUCGCCCCGGUGCCAUGGCAUAAAUGUCUUCACCACACACCGAGUACUAUUAAUUCACUUUUUUUAUUAUUUUCUGUUAGUACAAACACACACACACACACAAACACGUCUGUUUGCAGGAAACAUAUCUCCUGGAUUCUACCCCGAUGUGGCAUUUUCUCAAGUUAAAGACGUAGCAGCUGUAAGACUGGAGCUGUUGUUGUGUCGUGUCUGUGCUGGAGGUGCACAGGCUGUUCAACAUUAACAUGGGUGCUGUGAAACUCAAGCUGGAUCCCUGUGUGAGUGUGUGUGAGCUGUGAGGAGAACAAAUCAGAUCAUGCACUUGUUUGUUUUCUGUGUCAAUCUGUUUCUUUGAGUUUAUUUGAGGAUGAAGUAUACGCUGGAAGGAGAGGAGUAAAAAAAAACAAAGCAAAACAAACAUCCAAUGUUUCGUAGCCUCCGGGCGACCGAGCGACGACUAACGCUAACAUAUGUUAAUACAAUCGUUAGAAAAUGUGUGCACGUGGAAGAUCAGAACCGUCCGUGAGUAGCAAUAUGUGAUUUUCUUUUUAAUACUCCUACAUCAUUAUUAUUAUUAUUAUUAUUAUUAUUAUUAUUAUUUAUUUGGGAUUUGUUUAGUCCUUGAGUAAACUUAUCGUAAGGCAGCAAAAGUAAUGAAGUCUGACUACUGGAAGUAUGAUUAUUCUUUUCACAAGAAGUAGAAGUUUUGUUUGGUUGAAAUGAAGUUGAUUACAUUUUUGAUUGUUGUUUAUAUAACACGAGGCAGGCAGAUCAUCAUGACGUCACUGUUUCUUUCUUUCAUUCUGGGUCUCGGGGAGGAGGAGAGUCUCCCUCUCUCUCUCUCUUAAGUCGCACAUAUCGAUGAAAACAGCCUGGCAAUAACUACUUAAGAAAAGUUGGGAUGG
Molecule: messenger RNA, 4402 nt
Organism: Solea solea (common sole)
Lineage: Eukaryota; Metazoa; Chordata; Actinopteri; Pleuronectiformes; Soleidae
Gene: zbtb42
Product: zinc finger and BTB domain containing 42
Exons: 3
Coding region: 1895-3490 (531 amino acids)
Biological process (GO): regulation of transcription by RNA polymerase II
Cellular component (GO): nucleus
Molecular function (GO): protein binding; DNA-binding transcription factor activity, RNA polymerase II-specific; RNA polymerase II cis-regulatory region sequence-specific DNA binding
Source: RefSeq, a predicted model, not a curated record